AUGGUGUCUAUAUUAAGGAGGAUGCUAAACGUCAAGGAUCGAAAGGCUCGUCGAGCGUCGUCGCCUGCCACUACGUCCAACAUCUGUGCUUCUCAUACUACUCUCGGCUCCAAAUCCACUACCGAGACCGGCCCCAGGACCGGUCCCCCGCGCCGCGCCAUGUCCCAACCGAUCCUCAUGCAGGCCAACUUGACUGGCAAUGCGAAGCUCGAGGCCGUCACCAGCUUGAUGAACAAGCUUGGCGAGGAUCUAAAGAGCGUCAGCCUGCUUCCGCAGCAACGAGACGCCGCCCUGGAAGAGCUCAAGAUCUAUGGACGGGACCCUAGAGAUGCCGGCCCCAUCUUUACUCCUGAGGGUAUUGAGAUUCUCACGAAGCAUGCCUUCAAUAGCCCCUCGAGCUCAACCUCAAGAGCUGCAUUGAGGGUUCUUGCAAAUGCGAUGCUGCUGAACCCCCAGACCCGGCAGAUGUUCGUUGAUCUUGGUUAUGAGGAUAAAGCUUGCAAGAAGUUGAAGAGCGACAGCUUUGAUGAUGAAUUUCUCGCCUCCAGAGUCAUCUUCCUUACGACUUACGAAACGAACAUUGAUCUCCUUGGUCUCAUCCAGAAGCACGGUCUCGCGGAGACCGUGGUAGAGCAGUUGGGCAAACAUGCAAAGUUACUUGCGAAGGGGCAGAACAAGUCACCCGUCGACCCUAUGGAAGACAUGGCGUUGAAUGAGAUUCUGCGCUUGCUGUUCAACGUGUCUCACUUUUGCUCCUCUGAAGCAUCCGCGUUCACGGCCAGCAUACCUCAUAUCAUAGCCUUGUUGUGGAAGCAGGACAUCUCUCCCAAGAAGCCGCUUGACCCUCCUUUCAACUCCCUAGUCAACGCGCUUCUCAACUUGAAGCUUGAGGACGAGGACACCCAGUCGUCCAUCUACCCAAAGAAUGAGCCCAAGAAGGUGUCCGAGAGGCUGAUCGAGCUGUUGGACCUGUCAUUGAAGGCGUACACGGAUAAUGAGCUGGAGCAAUUGACGACACCCCUCGUUGGCGUCCUGCGGAGGGUACACGAUGGUGCCCCUGAGGAAGUGAAGAAGUAUAUCCGCACAACUCUUCUCCCAACUGAAGAGGACAGAAAGGAGGUUCUCGGCCGUGGUACAUCCCUGACGUCCAGACUGCUGCGUAACUCUACCAACCCCAUGACCCCGCAACUCCGAGACGCCAUCUCACAUCUGCUCUUCGACAUGUCCGACAAAGAUGCGUCCAAGUUUGUCGAAAACGUGGGUUACGGAUUCGCGUCCGGCUUCUUGUUCCAGAACAACAUCCCCAUUCCCGCCAAUGCUUCCGAGGCAUUCAGCAGCGGAGAUGGCCAGCGACAUGUCAACCCCAUUACGGGUCAAUUCAUCGACAAGGAGAAAGACGUCGACGUUCCUGAGAUGACAGAGGAAGAAAAAGAGAGAGAAGCCGAGAGGCUUUUUGUGUUGUUUGAGAGGCAAGUUUGCUCGCCCAUGCAUACAGUCCACCACACUAACGCCCAGCAGAUUGAGAAGAACAGGCAUCGUGGAUAUUCAGAACCCAGUGGAGCAAGCUGUGAGAUCAGGGCGUUUUGA
This is a messenger RNA of Colletotrichum chrysophilum, 1587 nucleotides long. RefSeq lists its product as uncharacterized. Gene Ontology annotation, cellular component: cytoplasm. NCBI's taxonomy places the organism in Eukaryota, Fungi, Ascomycota, Sordariomycetes, Glomerellales, Glomerellaceae. Gene Ontology annotation, biological process: G protein-coupled receptor signaling pathway. The record is from RefSeq and is a predicted model, not a curated record. Gene Ontology annotation, molecular function: guanyl-nucleotide exchange factor activity; G-protein alpha-subunit binding. The transcript is spliced from 4 exons. Bases 1 to 1587 code for a protein of 528 amino acids.